Molecule: messenger RNA, 978 nt
Organism: Acanthosepion pharaonis
Lineage: Eukaryota; Metazoa; Mollusca; Cephalopoda; Sepiida; Sepiidae
Source: the annotation of a GenBank genome assembly
AUGGCGGCAAUUGUUCGUUUAAAACGUCGUAUAACCGACGAACCGCUAGAAAAAAUUUUGGUCUCUUGUUGCAAGAAACAGAAAUGUGAGAAUGGAAGUGAAAAACAAUCUGAAAACCUUGAAGAAAAUAUCACAACACAAGUGUUAAAGUUUGCAGGAACCGUCCCAGAUAAGAAUGAGGAAAUCUCCAAGCACAUCAAAAAUGCCAUCAGGAAGGAAAAGCUUGCAAAGGAGUACAAACGACACAUUAACUGUGACAUCUCAGCCCAGAACCGGGUCAUUAAAAAGAUCAGUUCAAACAAGAACAGAUACAACAUUGUGUCACAGUUCAGGGCCAAACAGCUUGAUAAGAUUGAUGAAAUCGUCGAUGAGGAGGCAGAAGCCAAUAAGAAAGAUGAUAAAACAAAAGAAGCAGAAGGCAGUGAAAAAAGUGAGAAAUUGUUUUGCCUCUAUGACAUGGAGCAGGAGUAUAUAACACAGAAUCAGAGCCCUGAAGAGGAAAUUGUGACUUGCAACUCUGUUCCAAUGAUCAAAGAAAAAGUGACACUCCCAAUGAAUGACGCUGACAAGACUUAUGUUUAUGACCUGUACUACAUCAACCAGCCACACUUUAAUUAUUCUUGGCUGGAGAAUAUUCCUUAUGUUGAUGUCUACAAACAAGAUGAGCUUUUUAUCAAUGACCAAUAUUCAGACUCUGAAGAUAUCUAUGAGGAUGAUGAUGAUGACAAGGAAGAUGAUGAUGAUGAUGAUUCUAAAGAUGAAUUCAAUGCAGCAAAUUCAGAUGAUGACGAUUAUCUGGCUGCAAAAUUGGAACGCUGUUUUCUUGGUAACGAUGAUGAGGACCAUGAUAAUGAAGGAGAAGAAGAUGGAGAGCAUUAUAAUUAUGAUGAAUGCAAUCAGUUUUUUGGGGGGUUUUCCAGACACACAUCUUAUAAAAAUUACAUGGAAAGAGUACUUAAAGAACUUAGUGACACUUGA